Molecule: messenger RNA, 324 nt
Organism: Lactuca saligna
Lineage: Eukaryota; Viridiplantae; Streptophyta; Magnoliopsida; Asterales; Asteraceae
Source: the annotation of a GenBank genome assembly
AUGAUUAAAAAACUUACAUACAUCAGUGAUAUUCAGUGUACGGUAUUGGAGGUUAAAGUGAUAGAAGACCUUGGAACAACCAUUGAUGUGGUUUUGGUUAAUGGUGUGCUUCAUGAAGGAGAUGAAAUUGUUGUUUGUGGCUUUCAGGGGUCAAUUCAUAAAACAAUCCGAUCAUUGUUGACUCCUCACCUAAUGAAGGAACUCCGAGUAAAGGGAGCUUACAUUCAUCAUAAAGAAAUCAAAGUUGCACAAGGGAUUGAUUUACUUACUUCGUUUCAUAGACCCUUCUCUUUUACUGUCCCAUGUGGAAGAUUUGCCAAAUAG